AUGGAGUUUCUUGAGAGAACUUACCUUGUGAACAACAAAGCCACCAAGAUGUAUGCCUUCACACUAGACAGGGCAAAUAAAGAUCUAUGUUCUGGAGAGAGGCCAGAGGAGCUGGAGGCAGGAGGCACCUAUCACUGCCAUCGUGACCCCAAGCCCACAGAAGACAGAGCAUGUGAGCAAGCCCAUGCCAUGUGGAAACUCUGCACUGCUUCCGCAAUAUGCUUUGUCUUCAUGAUUGCAGAGGUUGUGGGUGGGCACGUAGCCGGGAGUCUUGCUGUCGUCACAGAUGCUGCCCACCUCCUGAUUGACCUGACCAGUUUCCUGCUCAGUCUCUUCUCCCUGUGGCUGUCAUCGAAGCCCCCCUCCAAGCAGCUGACAUUUGGGUGGCACCGAGCAGAGGUCCUCGGGGCCCUGCUGUCCACACUGUGCAUCUGGGCAGUGACCGGUGUGCUGGUGUACCUUGCCUGGGAGCGCCUGCUGCAUCCCGAUUACCAGAUCCAGGCCACCAUGAUGACCAUCAUCUCGGGCUGUGCGGUGGCAGCCAAUGUCAUACUAACUGUGGUUUUGCAUCAGAGAUGCCUUGGCCACAGUCACAAGGAAGUGCAAGCUAACGCCAGUGUCAGAGCAGCCUUUGUGCAUGCCCUUGGAGACCUAUUUCAGAGUAUCAGUGUACUAAUCAGUGCACUUAUUAUCUACUUUAAGCCAGAAUAUAAAAUAGCUGACCCAAUCUGCACAUUUCUCUUUUCCAUCCUGGUGUUGGCCAGCACCACCACUAUCUUAAAGGACUUCUUCAUCUUGCUCAUGGAAGGUGUGCCAAAGGGUUUACAAUAUCCCCGUGUGAAGGAGCUCAUCAUGGCCAUUGAUGGGGUGGAAUCUGUGCACAGCCUGCACAUCUGGUCGUUGACCACGAACCAAGUGAUUCUCUCAGCUCACGUUGCUGCAGCAGGCAGCCGGGACAGCCAGGCUGUUCGGAGGGAGAUUGCCAGAGUCCUCAGCCAAAGCUUUGCUCUGCACUCGCUCACCAUUCAGAUGGAAUCUCCAGCCGACCAGGACCCCAACUGCCCUGUGUGUGAAGACCCCCGCGACUAG
Messenger RNA from Carlito syrichta (Philippine tarsier), 1089 nucleotides. It is a transcript of the gene SLC30A8, whose product is annotated as solute carrier family 30 member 8. Gene Ontology annotation, molecular function: zinc ion transmembrane transporter activity. Bases 1 to 1089 code for a protein of 362 amino acids. Lineage: Eukaryota; Metazoa; Chordata; Mammalia; Primates; Tarsiidae. The record is from RefSeq and is a predicted model, not a curated record. The transcript has 8 exons. Gene Ontology annotation, cellular component: plasma membrane. Gene Ontology annotation, biological process: response to zinc ion; response to glucose; zinc ion transmembrane transport.